CCAGCGCUCUUGCUCGUCAGUUCCCCUCCCAUCACCGUCUGCCGCCGAGUCUACCUCGAUCACGCGGCCUUGAGUGUGCAGGACACAGUAGCUCCGGCCUUUCAGACGGCCGCCGGGCCACCCCUCCCUCUUCCACCAUGGCUUCCAAGCAGCACGUUCUACACCUCUACCGCCGCUCCCUCAAGCUCGCCCUCGACUGGGCCGUCAACAGAAACCUCUGGCGCGGCCAAGCACUCUACAUCCGCUCCCUCUUCGAAGCGAACAAGCACGUCACCCAGCCCCGGCAGCAACGAGCAAUCAUUGAAGAGACAGAAGGGCUGUUGGAAAGCUACAAACACCCCGAACCCUACCGACCCCCAACCGCGCCGGGAGGCAGCAAGUACCAGCGCAACUUGCCUGUGCCCAACACCGAUCCGCCGCCAAUGUCGCACAAGGAGAUGCAUUUAUAGGUGGGAGGAGUGCAUAUACUUGACGGCAUAUGAAACCUUUGUCAAUGCGCCUGUGUGGGAUUUCCAUCGCCUCGUCCUCUCCACGGAUAACACUACCUGUCCAUAUUGCGUGUGGGUGAGCGUGGACUCGACUUCCGCGCAAGAGCGUAGUGCCCACUCUCCUUCUCCUCCGUAUGGCCGUGAUGGAGGUGCACCGGCCAUCAAUGAUCCAUGUUUUCGUGUAUUCUGGGCGUGUAGUCGGCCGAUGGUAAUGCCAUUAUACGCCUGAGCCACUUCAGUAAUCACACGACAGGCGCGUGCAGGAACACAGGCAGUCUGAGAGUUGAGCGAAACGUCGGACGACCGGCUUAGGGUCAGGGUUGGG
Neohortaea acidophila is the source of this 813-nucleotide messenger RNA. RefSeq lists its product as uncharacterized. The record is from RefSeq and is a predicted model, not a curated record. NCBI's taxonomy places the organism in Eukaryota, Fungi, Ascomycota, Dothideomycetes, Mycosphaerellales, Teratosphaeriaceae. Gene Ontology annotation, biological process: mitochondrial electron transport, NADH to ubiquinone. The transcript is spliced from 4 exons. The coding region runs from base 138 to 449 and encodes 103 amino acids.